Molecule: messenger RNA, 1413 nt
Organism: Bufo gargarizans (Asiatic toad)
Lineage: Eukaryota; Metazoa; Chordata; Amphibia; Anura; Bufonidae
Product: proton-coupled folate transporter-like
Exons: 7
Coding region: 1-1386 (461 amino acids)
Biological process (GO): transmembrane transport
Cellular component (GO): membrane
Molecular function (GO): transmembrane transporter activity
Source: RefSeq, a predicted model, not a curated record
AUGUGUCACAGCUUACGAUCAAUAAUCACUGUGGAGCCUGUCCUUUUUCUCUUUAUGACUGGAAUAUUCCUGCAAACACCAGCCUAUCAACAACUAAUAUUAAAUAAGGUUUGCCAGGAAUCUUACAAUCACUCAAUAUGUGGAAAUAUUCAGGAAAAUAAAGAAGAAUUCAAAGCUGUUCAAAGCAGAGGAUCAUACAUAAUGUUAAUUCAAAUUGCCAUUAUGAGUCUGUUGUCCAUCUUACCAGCUCUCUUUCUUGGAGCAUGGUCAGACAUGGGUAGCCGCAGAGUAGGAAUGAUGCUGCCUUGUGUCUUCGCUGUUGCAAGUGGGGGACUCUACAUUGCCAUAUACUAUAUUAAAAGCAUGACUGUGUACUGGGCAUUUGCUGCUGCUGUGUUGAUUGGUAUCUCAGGAGGCCAUGUUUCCAUGUUUUUAAGUGUAUUCAGCUACUUAGCUGAUGUAACAGAAAGUGUGAACCGCACUUUUCGUAUAGGCAUUGCUGAAUCUAUGAUAUUUCUUGGAGGAACAUUUGGCUUUCUGCUCAGUGGACUGCUUCUUGAACAUAGUACAUUUCCCGUUUUAUUUGGAGUGUACUGUGGCUGCAAUUUGCUUGGAGCUUUAUACAUCUUGAUUUGGCUGCAAGAAUCAAAACCGUUAAAUAGAUUUAGCAGACUUUAUGAAGAACAUCAUGGUGGAGAUGAAAGUGAAGAAAUAAAUAUACCUGCAAAGAAAUCAGUUCUGACUUAUAUCAAAGACUCCUUCAAUACCAUAGUCAAAAAGCGUGAAGGUCAAAAUCGAUUGAAAAUUCACCUGAUUCUGUUGUGUGUUUUCAUGAUCAAUCUCUGCAAUGUUGGGGAGCAGUCAAUAUCACUAAUGUUUGUAAGUUACCCUCCAAGAAGCUUCAAUAAUGAGCAGUACGGCUGGUACACAGCUUCCAAAAUGUUGAUUUCAGGAUUAUGUUUAAUCUUCACUUUUCAUUGGCUUUUAAAACACAUAAAAGAAACAAGGCUUGCCAAUAUUGGAGUUAUCAUGAGAAUGGUUUCUUUCUUGAUUAUGGCUUUUUCAAGUACAAAGUGGAUGGUGUUUUUAGGUGGUAUAAUAUAUGCUCCAAGUGGAUAUACUAUAGCAGUUCUGCGAUCUGUAUCCUCGAAAAUUGCGUAUCCAAAUGAACAAGGUGCAAUGUUUUCCAUAAUGGCGUCAGUUGAAACUAUAUGUUUACUCUUUGGUGCAGCAAUAUUUAAUGGAAUUUACCCUGCUACACUAUCAACAUUUCCAGGAAUGUGCUUCGUUAUUAUGGCAACAUUCCAGAUAAUCACUUUUGUGUUGAUUCAGUGGAUCAGUGAAAUACCUACUGAACUCCCUAAGGUGAUCAUCAAUGAAGAAUAAUUCUUAGGCAAAAGAUUAGUAUGUAAA